Motacilla alba alba is the source of this 9053-nucleotide messenger RNA. It is a transcript of the gene UGGT2, whose product is annotated as UDP-glucose glycoprotein glucosyltransferase 2. Gene Ontology annotation, cellular component: endoplasmic reticulum. The coding region runs from base 39 to 4616 and encodes 1525 amino acids. Lineage: Eukaryota; Metazoa; Chordata; Aves; Passeriformes; Motacillidae. The record is from RefSeq and is a predicted model, not a curated record. The transcript has 39 exons. Gene Ontology annotation, molecular function: UDP-glucose:glycoprotein glucosyltransferase activity.
CGUGCGGGGCUGGGCGUCCCCGAGCGCCGCUGCUCCUCAUGGCGGGCUGGGCGCCGCUGCUGCCGCCCGCGCUGCUGCUCGCCCUGCUGAGCGCCCGGCCGUGCCCCUGCGGCACCGCUCCGGCCUCCUCCUCACAGCCCGUGACCGCUCGCCUGGCGGCGAAGUGGCCGGCGACCCCGCUGCUGCUGGAGGCGAGUGAGUUUAUUGCAGAAGAUGGUAAUGAGAAGUUUUGGCAGUUCUUGGAAACUGUGCGGGAAUUAACAGUUUAUAAGCAAGGAGAUUCCGAGUACUCCUAUUACAAUUUAAUCCUGAAGAAAGCAGGACAAUUUUUAUCCAAUUUGCAAAUCAAUCUGUUGAAGUUUGCACUUUCCAUACGGGCUUACUCUCCAACUGUUCAGAUGUUUCAGCAGAUUGCAGCUGAUGAACCUCCACCAGAAGGCUGCAGUGCAUUUGUGGUUAUCCAUGAGAAGCACACCUGUAAGAUUAAUGAAAUAAAAAAGCUGCUGAAGAAGGCUACUAAGAGACCUAGGCCAUAUCUUUUUAAGGGAGACCAUAAAUUCCCAACUCUCAAAGAGGAUGGCCCAGUGGUUAUUCUGUAUGCAGAAAUGGGUACGAAAGACUUUGUCAAAUUCCACAAGAUUUUAUCUGAGAAGGCACAAAAGGAGGAAAUUGUUUAUGUUCUCCGGCAUUAUGUUCAGAAACCAAAUUCCAGGAAAAUGUAUUUAUCUGGAUAUGGUGUGGAACUUGCAAUAAAGAGUACAGAAUAUAAAGCAGUAGAUGACACACAGGUUAAAGGAGCAAAUGAGACAAAAGAAGAGGAAGAUGAGGAAGAUGAGGAAAGUGAUGUCCAAGGAUUUCUCUUUGGCAAAUUAAAACGGAUGCAUCCUGAUCUUAAAAACAAUUUGAUGGAGUUUAAAAAACAUCUAAUUGAAACUACUAACAACAUGGAACCACUGAAGGUUUGGGAGAUGCAGGAUCUUAGUUUUCAAGCAGCUACUCGAAUUAUGUCUACUCCUGUUUAUGAUGCCUUAAAGGUAAUGAAAGACAUUGCUCAGAACUUCCCAAUAAGAGCCAGAUCACUUACAAGAGUACCCGUGGACAAGAAAAUGCAAAAGGAAAUAGAAGAAAACCAGAAGCAUUUCCAUGAAACACUUGGAAUUCAACCUGGAGAAGCACGUUUAUUUCUAAAUGGCCUUCAUAUUGACCUGGAUUUUCAAGAUCCCUUUAGCAUUUUAGAGACUCUUAAACUGGAAGGAAAAGUGAUGCAUGACCUUCAUGAACUUGGAAUCAAAGGGGAGACCCUGAGUAAAUUUAUGAGGUUGCAUGUACAUCCUACAGAUAACAAUUAUGCACUAGAUAUUCGUCACUCUUCAAUAAUAUGGAUUAAUAAUAUAGAACAAGAUCACAGCUAUAGCACAUGGCCUGCAAGCUAUCAGGAACUGCUAAAACCCUCAUUUCCUGGAUUUUUACAUGAGAUUAGACGAAAUUUAUAUAAUUUGGUACUUUUUGUUGAUCCUGUCCAAGAAGAUACUGGUGGUUAUAUGAAGCUGGCAGAAUUAUUCUAUCAUCAUGAUGUACCACUUAGAAUUGGGAUAGUUUUUAUUUUAAGUACAAAAGAAGAAAUUGAUGGAAGUGAAGAUGCUGGAGUAGCUCUUUGGAGAACUUUUAAUUACAUUGCAGAGGAAUCUGACACCUCUCAGGCCUUUCUGUCGAUAAUUAACAUGUACCAUGAAGUGAAAGAUGGAAAUGUUCUGACAGUAGAUGAUGUGAAACAUGUUCUUAGGAGUGAGUACCCCCAUGCUGAUGUUCAGAGUAUCCUGGGUGUUCAUUCGGAAUAUGAUCAAGGGAGGAAGGCAGGAGCAACCUUUUAUAAGAAGAGUGGCCUGGGCCCGCUGCCUCAAGCGCUGUUUAAUGGCGUGCCCUUUCCCAGGGAGGAGAUGGAUGUGGUGGAGUUGGAGACGCUUAUUCUUCAGAGGAUUUUUGAUGCCACUGGCUUCUUUCAGCAGGCAGUGUUCAUGGGUUUGUUAGAGGAUCAUGUAAAUGCAGUGGAUUUUCUUAUGGAUCAGAACAAUGUAGUUUCCCGUAUAAACCUCAGUAUUCUUGGAGCAGAAAGAAGAUACAUACAUUUCAGAUCCACUUCUGUUCCAUUUCAUGUGGAAGACUUCUCUACUUUCUCCUUUUUGGACUCGCAAGAUAAAAGUGCUGUAAUUUCAGAUAAUAUGAAGUAUUUAACAAAAAAAGAUGAAGACACAUUGUAUGCUGUUACUGUCUGGAUUGUUGCUGAUUUUGAUAAGCCAGCUGGUAGACGCCUGCUUUCUGAUGCCCUGAAAAGCCUGAAAACAAGCAGUCAUACACGAGUUGGGAUUUUGAACAAUCCUUCAUCAAAAAUAAAGGAAGAUAACACAGCCAUUGCAAGAGGAAUUUUGGCUGCUUUUUUAACCCAAAACAAUGAUAACUUAAAAAGUUUCCUGAGUAAACUCAGUAAGGAAGAUACAGCAAAAUCCCUUGCUGCUGGAACUAAAAUUGUUAAAUUCCUCAUCCCAGGAAUGGAUGGUGAUACUUUAGAGAAGAAGUACAACACUUUAGGACUGGAUUUAAUUAAAACUCAACAGAUGUACUGCCAGGAGGUUCUGAAGCUGCUUCCUGGUCAAAUGGCUGUUAUUAGCAAUGGCAGGGUACUGGGUCCUUUAGGUGAAAAUGAAUUCUAUGUGGAAGACUUUAGUUUGUUGGAAAAGGUAACAUACAGUACCUCAGCAGAGAAGAUUAAAGCUCUUGUCAAGGAGAUGGGAAACAGUAGUAAAAGUGGCAGUGACUUGAUUAUGAAAAUAGAUGCCCUGCUGUCAUCUUUGCCUAAAACAGAGAUGAGACAAGAUCUUGACUUACUCAAAGAACAGCACAGUGUUGUAAAAGUGGCACCCCAAGAGAAUGAGCCAUUCUAUGAUGUCAUUGCUAUUGUGGAUCCAUUGACAAGAGAAGCACAGAAGAUGACCCAUUUAUUGAUUGUACUCAAGGACAUUAUCAAUAUGAAACUCAGGUUAUUUUUGAACUGCAGAUCUAAGCUGUCUGAAGUGCCACUGAAGAGCUUCUAUCGUUUUGUUCUGGAACCAGAAUUAACUUAUGGAAUCAAUAAGCACCUUCCUUCUGAACCUGUAGCAAAAUUCCUAGAAUUGCCAGAAUCACCUCUUUUGACCCUAAACAUGAUCACUCCUGAAAGCUGGCUGGUUGAAGCAGUAAACAGUUCCUGUGACCUUGAUAACAUUCAUUUGCAGGAAAUAAAAGGGGCAGUUAUAGCAGAAUACGAGCUGGAAUAUAUAUUGCUUGAAGGACAUUGCUUUGAUGUGACAACUGGACAACCUCCUCGAGGGUUACAGUUCACUCUGGGCACAAAGAAGAACCCUGUCAUGGUUGAUACUAUUGUGAUGGCCAACCUUGGGUAUUUUCAGCUGAAAGCAAAUCCAGGUGCUUGGAUACUGAGAUUGCGUAAAGGAAGAUCUGAGGAGAUUUAUCAGGUUUUUUCCCAUGAAGGAACAGACUCUGUAGCUGACCUGACAGAUGUUAUUGUGGUACUAAACAACUUCAGAAGCAAAAUUAUCAAAGUUCAAGUACAGAAAAAGCCAGAUAAAGUGUAUGAAGAUCUUCUUACAGAUGGAACAACGGGAAAAAAAGGAAAGGUGGAAUCGAUUGCAAGAUUUUCAGAAGAAAUUCCAACCGAUGAGAAGGAAAAGAAAAGUGAUAUUCUUAACAUUUUUUCUGUUGCUUCAGGCCAUUUAUAUGAACGCUUUUUAAGAAUUAUGAUGCUUUCUGUCCUACGUCACACAAAAACACCAGUUAAGUUUUGGUUUCUGAAAAACUAUCUCUCCCCAACAUUUAAGGAUGUAAUUCCUCACAUGGCUAAAAAGUAUGGGUUCAAGUAUGAGUUGGUCCAGUAUAAGUGGCCCCGCUGGCUUUAUCAACAGACAGAAAAACAAAGAAUUAUCUGGGGCUACAAAAUUCUUUUCUUAGAUGUUCUUUUCCCUUUAGCUGUGGAUAAAAUAAUAUUUGUUGAUGCUGACCAGAUUGUGAGGAGUGACCUGAAAGAGCUCAGAGACCUGGACCUGAAUGGAGCUCCCUAUGGAUACACUCCUUUCUGUGACAGCCGCAGAGAGAUGGACGGGUACCGCUUCUGGAAAUCAGGAUACUGGGCUUCCCACCUCGGCAAAAGGAAAUACCAUAUCAGUGCCUUGUAUGUUGUGGACCUGAAGAAGUUCAGGAAGAUUGCAGCUGGAGACAGGCUUCGGGGCCAGUACCAGGCUCUUAGUCAGGAUCCAAACAGUCUGUCAAAUCUAGAUCAGGAUCUUCCCAAUAAUAUGAUUCAUCAAGUAGCCAUUAAGUCUCUCCCUCAGGAGUGGCUUUGGUGUGAAACCUGGUGUGAUGAUAAAUCCAAGAAAAAGGCUAAAACAAUAGACCUGUGCAACAACCCCCAGACCAAAGAACCAAAACUAAAGGCUGCUGCCCGGAUAGUUCCUGAAUGGGUUGAUUAUGACUCUGAGAUCCGAAACUUAAUACAGCAAAUUGAAAGAGAGAAGAAAAAUCUAACAUCAUUAUUUCAAAAAGGGCUCAAGCAUGAUGAACUUUAGCACAGCCUGUGACCAGCAAUGGUGACAGCUUGAGUCUUCUGGGAAGGACUGAACAGAAUUUACAGCUGUUACAUUGGCACUAUUUGCAAUAUUCUUUAAUGUGAAGUCAAAUAUUUUAUAACUUAACGUGUUAUUUAAAACAUUUUUAAAUGCAAUACAAAAAUGAGAAAUCCACAGGUACUUGGAGGUUUGGGUUUUUUUAACCAGUAUGGAGCAGCUUCCCAAUGGCUUUGCUUUUCUUUUCCUUCUUUAAAGGAAAGUCUGCUCAGAGGACUUUGGAAUAUGAAGAAAGAUGUGUUCAGCAUUGUCAGUCCGGGGGAGGACACACACACUAAAUACCUACUUGAAAACUGUUUUGUGCAUAUUCCAUGCAUUAGGCUUACUGUAUUUAAAUAUCAAAAAUUUUGGUUAUAUGCCCUGCUUUUGGUUAUAUAGUUUUGUCCCUCAAGAAGUGCUGUGUUUGCAAUAAAGAAUUUCAUAAAAAAUAAGAUGUCUAAUUUAGACCACACAAAGAUAACUCCACAUGGAAGCUAAAGCAAGGAAUGACACUCUUCAUUUAUUAUGCAGGAUUGCUGCACUCUUAGGGAUUUUUAAAACUAAUUUUUGAUUCUUAGGCUCCUUUUGGCCUCCUAAAUAGUGUGUGAUAAAAUUCCAUUAUGGUUUUGGUUGAGGUGAUUUUCCGACCAGCAUACAUUGCAUCAGAAGGUCAGUACCUGAAAGCUGCUUCUACUCACUUCUGAUUAUCAUCAUCCUGUUUAUAACUGAAAAGAAAAUAAUAAAAUACAUGAGUAUUUUUUUGACUAUCAGUGGUGUCUCCUGUAAUUUUCUAAACCUGUACUCACAAAACUGUUGCUUUAAUAGGAUAGUGACAUUUUGAUCCCACAAAAAUUGCAGGGAAAAGUUCUUGCAAUACCCAUAUUUGAACAUGGGGGCUUUGUGUCUCAAAGUGAAAUCUAGUGCCUUAAAUACACACCCUCUUGUUCAGGCUGUGCUGGUUUCAGAAUGGGAUUGGAUGAGACCACACAUUCUUUUAAGAAGUCUUCCAGUUUAAAUGCUUGAAAUUACACAAGACCAUGUAAUUAGCACUAAGUGGGUGAAUCAGCAAGGAUUGCACAUUAUUUCCAUAGCAGCAAAUAAUUGAAUAAACAACUAGGGAAAUGAGGCAGAUUUUGUAUCCACUGUCAUUGUCCUCAGCUGUUGGUUACUUUCAAUUUCUUGCUGUAAGAGCGAGUAUUUAAAAUCACAUGUUGCUGAUAUUUUUGAAGCCAUAGUACUAAGGAAUGUGAGACAUGCAGAUUUUUUCACAGCUCUCUGUAUUUUCUGUGGUUUUACCUUCAUGCAUUCUGAACAGUUCUAACAUGUCACAUACAGGUUUUUAAAUGCCUGUUGAGGGAUUUCCUUUGUAUGAAGUACCCAGUGGAGUAUUUCCUGUGUAACCCAAUGAAAGCCUAAUGUCAGUUCCCUUUAUGUAUGACCCAUUUCAGUGCAGGAGCUGUUCUGUUAUGCUUGUUCUCUUAAUUACUUCAGGAUAUCAUGCAGCAAGUCAAACAUAUUUGAACAUCAGCUUUAAGUUGGUAUUUUUGUACCACAGAGAUGGACUUGUAAUUGGCUUAGCAGCUGCCUGUGCACCAUUACUAUAAAUGCCAUGCAUGAAAAGGAAGUAACUGAUUUGCCAUAGCAGAGGACAAAAACCCUCAAACCAUUAUUCAGCUGUUUGCUGCAUUAUUUUAUUUUGUUUUCAAAACAGUUUUCAGAUUUAUACUUCCAUCCUGCUGCCUGAGUCUGCAGCAGUAUUUCACAUGGAUCUGCCUUGGCAUUCCAAGCUUGAAGCAUAUAUUGGAAAACUUGCUUUAGGACAGAAGUUAAAGGUUCUUUAAGAAACCUUAGUUCUCUUUAAUUAUGAUUAUCUGCAGUAUAAAGUGUAGAUAAUUCAUGCACUGAUUUCAUGUUCAUUUUCUCUGUAGCAUCCUGUUCUUUUUAAAAUUGGAUUACCUCUACUGGCUUUAAAAAAAGAAAUAGUUCCUUUUUAUUUCUUUGAGAUUGCUUAAAUGAUUAGAAUGUAAUUUUAUAAAUGUAAUUUGCUGGAGAUAAUUUUGAAGAUGUAAAAGGUUUCAUGCAAUUUUCUUGUGUUUUCUAUAUUUGUACAAAAUGUCCUAGUGGUUUUUUCCCUGCAUAAUACCACUUUCAAAAAAAAGCUUUUUUUGAGAUAUACAAUGGUUUAUAAAAUAAGAAAGGUCCCACAAACAUAUUCACUACUUUUCACAGAUCUCUUUAAGGCAGCACUUUGAGUCAUUAGCAUGUCAUUAUAUUUUAACACUAAAUCCAUGGAUUGUGUAUGUUGUACAAAAUAUUAAAAGGUUCCACUGGAGGAAAAAAAGAUGGAUUGUUUUCUGCUCUCCCUUUUUGUAUUACACAAUUACCAUUCCCUACUUGGCUAACAGAGCCAAAGAAAAAAAAAGGCAGCAAGAAAGUGUUUUUGCAGGGAAGCAACAGCCAUGUUCAAAUCAAAGCGUCUGCUGUGAGGUGAGAUGUAGUGGUGCAGAAAGAGCUUAUUUUUUAUUUCCAGUCUCUGUGCUGUGCCCUGUGAAAGGGAUGAAAACACAUGCUGGUUUAGAGUAUUGCCAAAACAUGGUGCCACUCAGUAAAUAAGCAAAAGAAUAUUUGAACUAUUCAAAUGAAGGGGUUUUACAAUUUACAUUCCUAUGACAGGGUCUUUUCUAUAUCUUGAUCUUUAGCUCAGCUGGUAAGUUUAACAGAAAAUGAACAAACCAGGCAUUAGUGCAGUAUUGUUGAUGAGCCAGAGCUUUAGUAUUAAAAAUAUUUCUCAGUAAGGUUCCUUUUAACCUAUUCCCUGAAUCAAGUACUUGCCUUCAGUCUGAGACUUCAUGGAAUGACAGGAUACCAGGUUGGAAAGGACCUCAAGGAUCAUCUGGUCCAGCCUUCUUUGGCAAAAGCACGGUCCAGGCAAGAUGACUCAGCACCCAGUCAGGCAAAUCUUAUAGUCCAGCAGUGGGGAAUCCAGCAUUUCCCAGGCAUAUUCCAAGGGCUGGUUGUUCUCACUGUGAAGUCAGCACUCAACAGAGCUUCUACAGUUGCUGCAGUUGACUUCUAUACAGCAAGGUUCUCUGCCACAAACAAUGUGGCUGCUGCCUCCUCUUGUCCCCUGCCUGCAGAAGUGCCCUCUGCAUUCCUGCACAGCUCCAGCUUCAAGCCUGAAGAGCAGCAUGAGGAAAGAAGGACAACAAAUACACAGCAGUGCUUUCUUGUCAUCAUAAAUAUCUUUAUUGUGAAAAAUACCAUAAAAUAAUUCCCACAGUUCUAGAAAAAACAGUUCUUGCUUUGUAGAUUUAUGAUUCCAUAUAAAGACAUUUUAUAAUCUGAAACAUUUGAUAAACCUCUGGCUAACUUUACUUAUCCUUCUUUAAACAUGAAACUGCUACUUAGUAAUUUGCUGAGGGCGAAAAAAAAAAUUAUCCUCCCAUUAAUUUUGUUACGGCUUCAUGGAUAAAAGUGUGUAUCACAGAGCAAACAAUACCUUACAAUAAGGCACUUUUAAAUACAACUAACCUGCUAUGCUAUCCUGGCUAGUUCCCAGCAAAGCUCCUAUAAAUCACAGCCCUAAACAGAAGAAUAAUUCUUGUUCCAAACACCGGUCUGAAAACUGAAAUGAUAACAAGCAUUAGGGUUUGUUGGUUUUUUUUUAAAGUUUAAGCUAACACAUUUUCUGCAUAUGUCUCAAGUUUGAGUUCUUCAGUUUGCAAUUCACUUUGAAUCUCUUUUAACACUGAUCGAUUAUUGUAUCAGUACUUUACCAAGGAAAAUAUGCUCCCUCCCACCUUCAUUUUAAAACAAGUAGGAAACAGGUUUAUUAGAACUGAGAGAACUCCACAGAGAAAGUUUGCAUCUACAGCCGGGCCAACGAUGGGAACAAUGCUUCAUGCACAUCUCAAGGUUGACAAACUACCGAGACAUUUACUUCAAUGUUCAGUUACUGAACAUUAUUGCACUACAGACACCCACGAAUAAAUAAAAAGGCGAGUUCAGCUUCCUUGCGUGUCGUCUGCAUCAUUAACACUCAGCAUGGGACCAGCACUUCAUUUGCCAGAGUCAUGUCAGGAAAUGCAGCGCCGGAGCUGGAGAGCCUUGCAACACAAAUGGUUUCUUUUAAACACAACUUUGUCUUUCUGUUUUCCCAGAAUACCUCAACGCCCUUCGAAACAGCACCGGGGUGGUUAACACUUCUUGUGCACAGCAGCUGCUCAAUACUAGGAGAGCCUUGUUCUCCACUGUCGUGUUUUGCAAUUGUUUCCAAGAACCUGUCUUCCAACAAAAGGAAUCUAUGAACAGCAAUCAUGCAUCAAUCAUCUUCCUUCUUCUACUGACUACAUUCAAGCUUUGUUGUUCUUAAAAUGUAAUUUUCCCGUUCCCGUUCAUUCA